AUGGCUAGCUCCAAAGAGGUUAUCAUCGUCGGCGGUGGUAUCUCGGGCCUUGGUAUGGCCAUCCAACUCAAGCGUCUUCUCGGACAUGACAACUUCACCAUCUACGAAAAGUCCGACAAUAUCGGCGGCACCUGGUGGCAUAAUCGAUAUCCCGCAUGUGCUUGCGACAUCCCCAGUCAUUUCUACUCUUACAGCUUUGCACUGAACCCCGACUGGACAAGCAUGUACCCGGGACGUGAUGAGCUUCACAGGUACUUCAUGUCUGUAGCUGAUAGAUACGAUAUCCUGCCCCGCUGCCAGUUCAACACAAUGUGCCUCGAUUUGCGCUGGGACUCGGCCCGCUCGCUCUGGAUCUGUACCUUUCAGAACACCGAAACUGGACAAACGUUCGUCCGCGAAGCGCCAGUCGUCGUGAGCGCAGUGGGCACCCUCGAUCGGCCUUACAUUCCACAGCUUGAGGGCGCUGAAUCCUUCCAGGGAAAGAUGUUCCACAGCGCUCGAUGGGACGACUCGCUCGAGGUCAGGAACAAGAACAUCGUCGUCUUAGGCAACGGUGCUUCCGCAACACAGUUCGUUCCUGAGCUCGUUAAGCAAGUUGCGCCUAAGGGGCAGGUUACUCAACUGGUUAGGAGCGCCCACUGGUGGACUAAAAGGGGGAACCCAACUUAUUCAUCUGCCUUUAAGCUCACAAUGAAGUACAUCCCGCUCGCCGCGCGCAUAUACCGCGUGUUCCUCGCCUGGGAGCUCGAAAAAGUGUUCUACUCUUUCCUCAUGACCAAAGACGGAGCGCGCAUGAGGCAGAAGAUCCGCGAUACUACCAAUUCUUAUAUCGAGAAUGACGCGCCUUCCCAGUACCGCCAAGUACUGAAGCCAAACUAUGAACCUGGCUGCAAGAGACGCGUCAAUACAGCCACAUAUCUCGCUGCACUGCAUUCGCCAAACAUGCACUUGGCCAAGGACAAUGCCGUCAAGAUAGGCCCGCGCCACGUCGAGACGGCGAGCGGCGAGACGUACCCAGCAGACGCUAUCAUUUUCGCAACGGGCUUCAUGACCCAGAAGUGGCUUCACCCGAUCCAGGUCAAGGGCGAGAAUGGCCGGGACUUGCAUCAAGUCUGGGACUCCACGGGUGGCGCUGAAGCUUACAAGGGCACUGUCGUCACAGGGUUCCCCAAUUUCUUCAUCUUAUAUGGUCCCAACGCUGCUACGGGCCAGCACUCGGUCAUCUUCCAUUCCGAAUGCCAGAUCAACUACACCUGCCGUCUGCUACGUCAAGUCCUCAGUGGAAGUGCCCCUGCGGCUUCAAUCAUGGUCAAGCCCGAGGCUCAACGCCGUGACCUGGCUUGGGUGCACGGGAGGCUCAAGAACCUCGUCUUCAACAGUGGCUGUCAGAGUUGGUGGAUGGACCCCGAGACCAAGAAGAACACCUUUAUCUACCCCGACCCCAUGUUUCUCUACUGGCUGCGGACCAUAUUCCCACGCUGGUCUGAUUUUGAAGUUCGCAGGGUGGAAAGCCCCAAGUCUUCGAUUUCCAGAGUCUUGACCAGUGCACUGCUGAGCCUGGGCGUGGGCUCCCUUGCUGUGAUGUCACUUAAAGAUUCUGACAGGUAUUCGGAGCUCAUUUCGCCAUACUUGCAGAAUUUCUUUCCCUCGCUAUCGCUUAGAUAG
Molecule: messenger RNA, 1665 nt
Organism: Fusarium odoratissimum NRRL 54006
Lineage: Eukaryota; Fungi; Ascomycota; Sordariomycetes; Hypocreales; Nectriaceae
Exons: 2
Coding region: 1-1665 (554 amino acids)
Molecular function (GO): flavin adenine dinucleotide binding; NADP binding; N,N-dimethylaniline monooxygenase activity
Source: RefSeq, a predicted model, not a curated record